Wasmannia auropunctata (little fire ant) is the source of this 566-nucleotide messenger RNA. RefSeq lists its product as uncharacterized. The record is from RefSeq and is a predicted model, not a curated record. The transcript is spliced from 2 exons. NCBI's taxonomy places the organism in Eukaryota, Metazoa, Arthropoda, Insecta, Hymenoptera, Formicidae. Bases 129 to 548 code for a protein of 139 amino acids.
AGGUGCUUUCGACGAGUUGUCCCGCUGCUCCCCGCCAGCCCUGGAAGAGAACGUUUGGAACACGUCGUGAACGAGCGAGGGAGCCCGAUAAACGUUCGCGGGACCUCGAGUCCCUCGAGGUGGCCAGGAUGCGCCCAGGGUGCUCGGUGUUUUACUCCAACGGGGUGCUUUCACGAUCCAGCAGAGCGCAACGACCCUCCCACGGUCGGUGGUCGCGUGGCUGCUUGGAGAACGACCGUAUGGUGUCUGCCGCAACCCCCACAGGCCUCUGCUGCUUAAUGGUGAGUCCCGCACGCGACACGCUUAUGCUCUUCUUCUUUGGUGGUAGCACCCCGACCUCCAACUCGAGACUCCGCGAACCUCGUGGAGGUUCGAACGAAGUUGGCCAACAAUUCGUUAACAACUUUCUCACUCUAUUCGACUUGUUUUAUCGGACGAGAUACCUUCGGAAUUCAAAUCCUCGAGCAAGAAUCACUUUCCCGAUAUCAAUCACUGCGGACUUACGUCCCGAAUUAUCGCGGUUCCGAAUCAUCCGCGUACCACGAUGACCGAUGGUUUUCCAAGAA